Molecule: messenger RNA, 651 nt
Organism: Thlaspi arvense
Lineage: Eukaryota; Viridiplantae; Streptophyta; Magnoliopsida; Brassicales; Brassicaceae
Source: the annotation of a GenBank genome assembly
AUGGCGAUGGAUGUAGAGAACCGAGCGCCGCUAGGGUUUCCUUACUGGAAUCCCGUUCGCCGGCGAUUUGCUCCCGAUGCUCCCUUCUUUGAUUCUGGCAAUAUUGAAAGAGAAUUAUUAGCGAAGCAGGUCGCAUUAGACAUAACCGAGGAUGACAAGCAGCAGCUUCAAAUUAUGGAUGAUGGGGAAAACAGGGAAGUGUUUUGUCCAAUUGUUGGUUGUGGUGCUCGUUUGAAUUCUUUGGAUGGAUUUGAAGAUCAUUACAAUGCACGGCAUAUGGCAUCUUGCUCAGUUUGCUCAAGAGUGUAUCCUACAUCACGUUUGCUCAGCAUUCAUGUUGCUGAAUCACAUGAUUCAUUCUUUCAAGCAAAAGUGGCUCGUGGCUUUGCUAUGGCCCGGCCAUCAAAGAAGCAAAGGCAGAAGCACCAGCGGAAACUACCAGUUCACAAAGGCGAAGAGGCUUCAAAUGCAAUGCAAGUAGAGGAAGAAACCAUCGAUGACCUUGUUUCAGCAGUCUCAAAGUUGAGAACAUCAGACACCACACCAUCGGCCAUCAGCUUUGGUCACCGCCACACACGUGGUUUUCAUUUGUUCCUCGAGCUGUGCAACGUCAAAAGGCCAGACUCUUCAUCUGCAGCGAAAGAGAAAUAG